Ectocarpus sp. CCAP 1310/34 is the source of this 2172-nucleotide messenger RNA. The record is from the annotation of a GenBank genome assembly. NCBI's taxonomy places the organism in Eukaryota, Phaeophyceae, Ectocarpales, Ectocarpaceae.
AUGGCUCGAAUAGCUCCCUGCAAGCAAACUGCAGCAGCGAUUUCAGUGGUGUCUGUACUGGUACAUUAUUAUUUUUUUCAUGUGCCAUCGCGAUCUCGGGACGUUUUUUGUUGCAUUCAUGUUCAACGUCUCGUGUCGUGGCAGAACGCGCCACCACUUAAUUAGAACUUGAGCGUAAAAAAUCCAAAAUCUAAGAACUCAGAUGCUCAAGGAAAACUAAACUAAAACCUAUACAGUCGCUAUGGGGGUACCCCGUAGACAAAACAAGAACAAGCAUCGACCAAAAAAAAGGUUUUGUGGUGGCGCGUUCUGUACCCGCUUUGAUCCACGACUGACUACCGAUACGUCUUGCUUUUGCUGCAACAGUACUCGACAUUUUAAGCAUAGGAUAAAAUAAUAACAGGUCAAGACACACGAUGCACAUCACAGACAAAUAAAGCCUCCCUUGUCCUCUCAAAAACGGCACUCAACCAGUUGCAAUACUCUCCAUCCCGCUCAAGCCGGCAAUCUUUGCAAUAUAUGUGCUCCACGAAUGGCAAAAAAUUACCGUGUACCGUAUGAUGUUCUUUCCCGUCCACACGCAAUGCGUGGUUGCGCCCUCCCCGCCUGCCGGACGAAAUAUCAACUAUAUCCGUUCCAACUUACGCACGUGCCUACCGGUUGGAUAUAAUCGCAGAAGUAAACCACCGCAUCGCGAUAUUGCGCUGGAACCUGACGAAUACUCUGACCAUAGGCAAUAUACGGCUGGGACAUAGUCAACCGCCACACAAAGCACCGCGCCCGAGAGUGUUCCCAACAGCUUCGCGACCCCGCGCGGAAGCUCAACUUCAUAAUAAAGAAGGAAUGAGUGCUCACAACACUCAGACAUCACCUCUUGUCGUCGACGAAUAGGCUCGAGGUCGGCAACGUCGAAGUGCACGUCUUCGAGCAGGGUCUCUUCACGAUGAGGGUUUCCCUUCCCGUCCACAAAUGUGGAGAGGAAGCGCAUGAUCUCGGGGUUCCCAUACUCUGUGAGAGUGGCGGAGCCUGGCGACGAGGGCGCCAUGCCCUGGCGUGCAGCAUGUUGCACAAAAAUUGUGGCCGAACGUAACGAAGGGAAGGGCAAGUCACGGGUAGGCCGAUGGGGUGAUGAGCCAAAGAAGCAUGCGUAUUCCGUUAAUUGCGUAUCUUCCGACGUACGUCCAUGAUGCGAAAGAUCAUUUCUUUACUGCGACGGACGUGAGGCAAGCUGUAGAAUACCGAAAGACGUGGCUGUAGCUAUUUUGCGUUCAUCCCUGGAGGCUGGGUAAUCUUUGAUCCCGACAACGAAUACCCCGAGGGUGGUGGGGUGGUUUCUCAAUUUUGCGGAUUAAGAACACCGGGAGGAGAUUUCAACGUGUUUGCCACUUUUCCGGUCGAAUGGGCGGGGUUUCUGAGAGGGUGUGUUGAAACGACAACAUACUUUUCUGGUAGCUCCUGAGGCAUUCUUUAAUUACUUCCCGCUGGUUCUAUCAACAGCACAGUUGGUUUUGUGUUCUCUUCACGGUACUAGGUCACACAGUAGAAGCAUGAGUAUCCUCCACUUCCAGCGAAAGUAUCAAUAGGGAUAAGCACCCCCUUCCCUAUACUUUUCCAGAAGUGCGUCUUGCAGCGUUGAGGAAAAAGCGAUGGAUCGGAAAUCGGGAAACAUUAAAUGCAGCGGGAUGACUCCUGGCCUAGGCGUGGGAAAAAAUCAAAGUUGCCCAUGGCACCUUUUAGGCCUCGGUUGGUAGUGUUCAGGGCAAAUCUGCCAGGUGAAAUGAAGUACAACCUGCAAACAUCCAUUCUGUCACCUGCGCAAGGGAGGACUCGUGAAGCAAGUCCUGUCCCAAAAGGCGCCUUUUCGCCAAUAGGCACUCGACGAAGCCAGGCGUUCCUUGGUGAAUCGCCACAUCAUGUCCCUAGGGUGCUAGAAAUAGCAACAAGCAACACAGGGCGCGCCCCUGAACAAGAAUAAUAGGAACAUGCGGCUGUGUAAGACCACAUCUGCACUCGCUACCAAGGACACAAUCACCUCAUCACCCAAACGGUUCAUGUCACAAGCACAGUUGAAGAGACCCCGAACAGGCUGACUUCUUCCAUCGAAAAAACACAAGGCAACAGCGGGUACUGCAGUAGCAACGUUACCUCCACUCGUCGCUCACAUGUGCUUCA